Messenger RNA from Saprolegnia diclina VS20, 364 nucleotides. RefSeq lists its product as hypothetical. The transcript has 2 exons. The record is from RefSeq and is a predicted model, not a curated record. The coding region runs from base 53 to 277 and encodes 74 amino acids. Lineage: Eukaryota; Oomycota; Saprolegniomycetes; Saprolegniales; Saprolegniaceae.
UGACCACCGGUUUCGUGGUGGUUUUGGAUUCCCAAGGGUCACUUGCAGCAGCAUGGACGCAGCGACGCUCGCCGACCUCCGCGCCAAGUACGCGACCAGCGCGCCGGCAACCACGCCGUCGCCGCACGUCUAUGGCGGCGCGUCCACGCUGCGCAUCUGCGACCGCUGCCACGGCCAGCGCAUCGAGCGAGUCCCGUACAACUACAUGGUGCUCGAACAGACGUGCUCGGCGUGCGAUGGCGAAGGCGUGCUAGCGGUGCAGCGAGGCCGACUGUAGUAGACGAGCCAUUAUAAGCUGGGCAGCUUCGGCCUGUCCAAAAAUCGUGUUAUGUGAUACGGCUGGAGCCGUCAGAUUUCGAUUUCC